AUGGUGUUGUACGGCUACGAUGCAUCGGUCUUCAAUUCCGUUCAAGGCUCGGAUAACUGGAUGGCGUGGUUCAACGAGCCCAGCGCGCCGACCAUCGGGUCAAUCAAUACAGCGUACACAGUCGGUGCCAUCUUUGGUGGUUUUUUCCUUGGAGGGCCAACGGCCGAUUUCCUUGGGCGCAAGGUCUGGAAUGGCGAUUGGUUGUGCCUUUGUCAUCAUUGCUACAUUCAUGCAGACCUUUUCGCCGCACUGGCAACCUGGGGUGCUUCCUGGCUGGCCGGUGCCAUCAUUGGUAUUGGCCAGGGUAUUGCACUGACGGCUGGCCCCAUCUACAUUGGUGAACUGGCACCCUCCGAGAUUCGCGGCAAAAUCAUGACUUUCUGGCAGAUGUUCUACUCCAAUGUUACCAAACUGGGUCAAUGGGACUGGAAGUUGGUUAUCAUCUUCCAGCUUCUGGUGCCCGUUCUGAUUCUCAUCUUGCUACCUACUAUUCCGGGUAGCCCUCGUUGGUUCAUCAAGAAUGGUAACCACAUCGAGAAGGCACGUGCUGCACUUCGAAGAGUGCGAGACACCGAGGAGGAGGUCGAGGGAGAACUGAUGCAAAUCCGGGAGGCGAUUGAGUAUGAGAAAGAAGCCAUUUCAGGCAACUACAGCGCCUUGUGGAAGGACAGAUCACUGGACAAGGGCUCUCUCAACACUUACUCGACCAAGAUCUAUGAGAAGGUGUUUACCAGCGACAGCCAGAUUGCACUCAUCAACGCCCUGAAUGCCACCUUUGGUAUUCUCUUCACUUUGAAUGCUGUGUGGCUCAUCGACCGAUUUGGACGACGGUUCCUCUUGAUCCUUGGAGGCAUCGGGAUGGGCCUCUGCAUGAUCAUUGCCGCCGCCGUCGAGACCGAAACGCCAAACCUUCCAAACGGAGCCAAAUCCGAGUCCGUUGGCAUCGCAAUUGUGUUUCUCAUGUUCUUAUUUAUCUUCUUCUACAAGCCUUCUUGGGGCGCGACCGUCUGGAUCUGGACCUCCGAGAUCUUCUCCAUGAACGUCCGCGCGCAAGCCGUGGGGAUGGCUUCGCAGACACAGAAUGUGGCAAAUACGAUCUUCCAGCAGUUCUUCCCCAUCUUUCUCGAGCAUGACGGCUUCUAUGCUUUCUACUUGUUUGCGGGUAUCAAUUUCUUGCUGGCCAUCUUCGUCUUUUUCUUGGUGCCGGAGACCAAGAAAGUCCCUCUUGAAGAAAUCGACAUAUUGUUCGGCGGCGCCAACCACGUUGCGCAAGGCGAGGAAGUCCUUGCAAACCAGAAGGCUGCUAAUGCUCGUGAGGUUCAGGAGGUUCAUGAAGCUCAUGAGAAGCCCGGAACUGUUAACGUUGAGAAUGUGGAAUCUCGUUGA
Messenger RNA from Penicillium cinerascens, 1386 nucleotides. RefSeq lists its product as uncharacterized. The coding region runs from base 1 to 1386 and encodes 461 amino acids. The record is from RefSeq and is a predicted model, not a curated record. The transcript is spliced from 6 exons. Gene Ontology annotation, cellular component: membrane. Gene Ontology annotation, molecular function: carbohydrate:proton symporter activity. Lineage: Eukaryota; Fungi; Ascomycota; Eurotiomycetes; Eurotiales; Aspergillaceae. Gene Ontology annotation, biological process: carbohydrate transport; transmembrane transport.